AUGGCGUCCAUUGAGUCAACCAAUCCAUCUGAUCCAACUCACGUUCAACCUUUACAAUUUGCUUUGAACUCAAGCAAUGAUUUUGCUACUCCUAAUCCUCCUAAUCCCUAUUUUCUUAGUUCAAGUGAAAAUCCAAGCAACAUUUUGGUUACUCAACCAUUGCUUGGAAUGAAGAACUAUCAAUCCUGGUCCAGAGCAAUGAUUCUAGCUCUUACUGCAAAGAAGAAGAUUGGUUUCAUUAAUGGAAAGAUCACAAAACCAGAUUUGGAUUCGCCCUUAUAUGAAGAAUGGGAGAGGUUUAACACCAUGGCGCUUUCUUGGAUGAUCAAUUCAAUGCAUGUGGAUGUGUCCAGUAGCACCAUGUACUGUGAAACAGCUAGGGAGAUGUGGAUUGAAUUGCAAAGUCUCUUCUCACAAGGCAAUGGUCCCAAAAUUUACAAUUUAUAG
This is a messenger RNA of Quercus lobata, 447 nucleotides long. RefSeq lists its product as uncharacterized. The record is from RefSeq and is a predicted model, not a curated record. The transcript has a single exon. The coding region runs from base 1 to 447 and encodes 148 amino acids. NCBI's taxonomy places the organism in Eukaryota, Viridiplantae, Streptophyta, Magnoliopsida, Fagales, Fagaceae.